AUGAAGGGAGUGAUGAGGUUCGAGAAAAGAGGAAAGUUAAGCCCGAAGUACAUUGGACCGUACGAGAUCAUCCAAAAGGUGGGAAAAGUGGCAUACAAGUUGGAUUUGCCUAAUGAGCUAGAAAGAGUUCACAAUGUGUUCCAUGUGAGCCAAAUUCGGAAAUACAUACCAGAUGUUUCCCGUGUUUUACAGCCUGAAACCAUCGGGAUGGACGAGAACUUGACUUAUGAGGAAAGACCUGUGAAGAUUUUGAAUAGUAAAGUGAGAAGCACUAGGAACAAGGAUGUUAAGAUAGUUAAGGUUUUAUGGUCAAACCAUAAAACCGAGGAAGAUACUUGGGAAGCCGAAGCAGAUAUGAGGAAAAGAUAUCCAGAGUUGUUUUCUAAGGUCAGUAGUCGAGUUACGGGGGAGUAA
This is a messenger RNA of Chenopodium quinoa (quinoa), 414 nucleotides long. RefSeq lists its product as uncharacterized. The transcript has a single exon. The coding region runs from base 1 to 414 and encodes 137 amino acids. Lineage: Eukaryota; Viridiplantae; Streptophyta; Magnoliopsida; Caryophyllales; Amaranthaceae. The record is from RefSeq and is a predicted model, not a curated record.